CAAUUUUAUUAGUACAACAAAAUAAAUUCACCUCCUUGCCGAUAACGGCAAUACAGACAGCCAUCGCCGAAUUGACAGGCAAUCCUAGCUGAGAAGGUUAUGAAACCUCUAUCUUCGGAAGAGCGCAGGUCGGACAGACGCGAGCCGUGACGUCACGAGACGGGAGUUCACCGAUUAGGAUAUGGCCAAAACGGCCAGGACCAUCCUCUCGGCUAUCGUUCGGCAUUGCCGUUUCUCGUCGGACGCCAAAAAUGUUUCAGAACGACUCGAGAAGAGCUUCAAGACGCUGUCCGGCUCCCAGAGCAAGUCCCUGCUCAAAAAGCACCUGAGUGCGGAUGUGUUCAACAGCCUUAAAGGGAAGAAGACGUCGUACAACUCGACCCUAAUGGACGUGAUCCAGUCUGGUACGGAGAACCUCGACUCCGGGAUCGGGGUGUAUGCCCCGGACGCCGAGGCGUACACGGUGUUCGCGGGCCUGUUCGACCCGGUCAUAGAGGAGUACCACGGAGGUUUCAAAAAGACGGACAAACACCCGGCGAAGGACUGGGGCGACCCCGGGUCCUUCGGCGACCUCGAUCCGAACGGCGAGUUCAUCAUAUCGACCCGGGUCCGAUGCGGUAGGUCCAUCGAGGGCUACCCGUUCAACCCUCUCCUCACCAAAAAGAACUACUUGGAGCUGGAGGAAAUGGCGAAGGAGACGUUCACGAGCUUGCCGGAGGAGCUGAAAGGCGUCUACUACCCACUGGUCGGUAUGAGCAAGCCCGUACAGAAGAAGCUGAUAGACGACCACUUCCUCUUCAAAGAGGGCGACAGGUUUCUCAAGUCGGCCAACGCGAACCGGUUCUGGCCCGAGGGUCGUGGGAUCUUCCACAACAAGGACAAGACGUUCCUCGUCUGGGUCAACGAGGAGGAUCAUCUGAGGAUCAUAUCGAUGCAGAAAGGUGGCAACGUCGGCCAGGUUUACAAGAGGCUCGUGUCUGCUGUCGAGUGCAUCGGUAACUGCCUCCCCUUCUCGAGGAACGAGCGGCUCGGCUUCCUCACCUUCUGCCCGACCAACCUGGGCACGACGAUACGAGCCUCCGUCCUCAUAAAACUGCCAAAGCUGGCGGCGGACAAGUCCAAGUUGGAGGAGGUGGCUGCCAAGUAUAACCUCCAGGUGAGGGGGAGCCACGGCGAACACUCCGAGGCGAAGAGUGGCAUGUACGACAUCUCGAACAAAAGGAGGCUCGGACUCACCGAGUUCAACGCCGUCAAAGAGAUGAACGACGGAGUGGCACAGCUCAUUAAAAUGGAAAAACAGCUUAAAUAAAUUAUGUAAUUUUUUGUAUUAUA
Cimex lectularius (bed bug) is the source of this 1332-nucleotide messenger RNA. Its product is annotated as arginine kinase-like. Gene Ontology annotation, molecular function: creatine kinase activity. NCBI's taxonomy places the organism in Eukaryota, Metazoa, Arthropoda, Insecta, Hemiptera, Cimicidae. Gene Ontology annotation, biological process: phosphocreatine biosynthetic process. The coding region runs from base 182 to 1309 and encodes 375 amino acids. The record is from RefSeq and is a predicted model, not a curated record. The transcript has 2 exons.